Messenger RNA from Mycotypha africana, 1428 nucleotides. Its product is annotated as Gcd10p family-domain-containing protein. Gene Ontology annotation, cellular component: nucleus; tRNA (m1A) methyltransferase complex. NCBI's taxonomy places the organism in Eukaryota, Fungi, Mucoromycota, Mucoromycetes, Mucorales, Mycotyphaceae. The transcript is spliced from 5 exons. Gene Ontology annotation, biological process: tRNA methylation. Bases 1 to 1428 code for a protein of 475 amino acids. The record is from RefSeq and is a predicted model, not a curated record.
AUGUCUGAAGAAACAAACAAUGUCAAACUGGAAAGCUUUGAAGGCUCAGCUCAAUCAGAGCCCCUCAAAAUAGAAGACAAUGAAGAUUUAGUGCAGCCUUUUCAGUUCAUUAUUAUCGAAAUGCCCAGUGGCAAUGCGAAAAUUACUGGUAUCAAACCCCAUAGUAAAAUAGGUCUAGGGAAAUUCGGUACUUUCAGUGCUGAUGAGCUUAUUGGUAAACCUUUCGGUCUCUCCUAUGAAAUUAUCUCGGCCGAGGGGCAGAUUCGACCUGUGAGCCAUGUCUCCAAACAUAAUGAAAUAGAGGAAACCGAUGCAAAUAACCAAACAAUUACUGAUGAUAAUGCUGUGCAAAAAUUGACGCUUGAACAAGUGCUCGAAUUAAAGGAAAAGGGCUUGAAAGGAGAAAUAGAUACAGAGGAAAUUAUCAAAAAAAUGGUCGACUCUCAUUCUGAAUUUGAGAAAAAGACAGAGUAUUCGAAAGCAAAAUACAUUGAGCGUAAAAAAAAAAAAUUCAUGAAGGUGUUUACUCCAAUCAAACCUACCAUGAGCUCUAUUGCAGAAUAUUUUUUCAACAAAAAUCCCGAGAAGAUCAAAUAUUUACGUAUUGAUACCUUGUCACAACUAUUAUCGAUGGCUAAUGUGAGAGCCAAUUCUAAACUGCUAGUAGUGGAUGAUACACAAGGUAUGAUUGUCGCCUCUUGCCUCGAGCGCAUGGGAGGCCAUGGUCAAUUAGUGACGAUACAUGAAGGCGAAUACCAUAACUACGAUGUCUUGCGAUAUGUCAGUCUAUCCAAAUCGGUACAAAGUAUUUUGCAUCCUGUGCCAUUAGCUAUGGUGGAUCCAGAAGUACCAGAUGAACCUUUCGACGUUAUAUCAGAUGAAGAAUUUAAUAACUUACCAGAAGAUUCUCAAAAAGCCUACACGAGACGAAAAGCAGCUUGGGAAUUUAAAGUGAAAUCGAGAAAGUUACUAUUAGAAGGCAAUUUUGACGGAUUAAUCAUAUCCUCUGUAUUUUCGCCAGAAUCAGUCUUAAAAAUCUUGACAAAAUAUGUUUCUGGGUCGCGACCGAUUGUAAUAUAUAGCCUUAACAAAGAAGUGCUAUUAACAGCUGCUUAUUGGAUGCGCCGAUCUUUUGAUUACCUAAAUGCCGAAGUGACAGAAAGCUUUUUGAGAGAAUAUCAAGUAUUGCCAGGACGUACCCAUCCUCAUAUGAACAUGAGUUCCGGUGGCGGUUAUUUGCUAUCAGCCUUAAGGAUUAUUGAUUGCCCAUUUGACCCUUCUUUGGUGAAAAAGGGCAGUGAUAGUGACAGAAGAUCAAAGAAAAAGAAGAAAACAAACACUGGUAAUGCCACUCCAGUGAAAAACGAAGAAACUGCUGUUACAAAUUCAACUGCUUCACCUACCACUACAGGAUCCUCUUUAGCCUAA